AUGGUCUCAAUCGCUACUACGACCUUAGCAGUGGAUCCCAAUGGGUGGAGAAUCAACACCUGCUCGUUUCAACAGGAUGCCAUUAUGUCUUAUGGAGAGUACCAAUAUGUAGUGUUGUAUCGGACCCUUGAAGACUCAGAUCCUCUGGGUCCCCGUGUGACAUCAAUUGGCCGCAAACGGCUUUCCAUUGCCAAUCUGACUUGGGAUUUCAUAAUUUUUCAUGACUAUGUCCAGACCAAAGAUGAUGGUCACAAUGUUAUCAGUAUGGGCAUCAGUCUGGAUGGCAUUAUCCAUAUGGCUUGGGAUAUGCAUGGAGAUAGCAUCCAUUAUAGGAAAUCUGUGCUCGGACUUGCCACCACCAAGGGAGAGUCUCGUUUGACUUGGCUGGCUGCCUCCUUUGGUCCAGUGCAAGGUCAAUUGGAUUGUGAAGAUAAGCUAUUUAAUUUUGAUGAGAUCACGUAUCCCAGAUUUCAAACCUUGGACAACGGAAACUUACUUUUGGAGUUUCGGUCAGGAAGAUCCGGCCUUGGAGACUGUUAUAUCUAUCAAUUCAGUAAAUUCACUCAUAAGUGGAGUCAAGUGGGCAUGUAUAUCCAUGGCGUGGAAAAUAAUGCUUACAUUCAUGGUUUCGACUAUUGUGGAGGUAAGCUCCAUGUAUCAUGGACAUAUAGGGAUUUUGUCGAAGAUCGAACCAUUGCAACAUCUACUUCUACCCUGCAAGCUGGACCAAACGGGCCAGAGAACAAUCAUGACCUUCACUAUAUGUAUUCCCCCGAUUAUGGAUUGACCUGGUACAAUUCCAAAAAUGUAAAAUUGGAUGCUCCUGUUGAUAUCUACCAGGACACUUUGGCAGUAGAAAUUGGGAAGUAUUCUGGCAUCAUGAAUCAGGAGGGUCAAUGUGUUGGUGAUAAUGGAAGCGUACAUGUGCUUGGACGAGAGUAUGGGAAAUAUUUCCAUUACUGGAAAACAUCCAAUGAGUGGAGAAAAGAGCAAAUAGGAGAUUAUGAGGCUCCUCUUUUCGGCGCUAGAGGCAAAGUUUUGGUUAGAAACAACCAGUUGCUUGCUUUGUUACCUCUCAAUGGACAUGAAUUUGUCAUUGUCCAAAAAUUUGGAGAUAAGUGGAACCUUCUUCAUCAAUUUCAUGGUCUUGACGGUGAACCUUUGGUGGAUAGAUACUCGAGUGGUAUAUAUAUUCUACAGAGAGAAGGCGAUCCAGAAAACAAAGAAAUUGGGGGCCGUGCCACUGGAAUCAGACGAAGAAACAUAGUAAUAAUAGAGAUUCUGUAA
Sungouiella intermedia is the source of this 1287-nucleotide messenger RNA. Lineage: Eukaryota; Fungi; Ascomycota; Pichiomycetes; Serinales; Metschnikowiaceae. The record is from the annotation of a GenBank genome assembly.